Molecule: messenger RNA, 3423 nt
Organism: Phlebotomus papatasi
Lineage: Eukaryota; Metazoa; Arthropoda; Insecta; Diptera; Psychodidae
Product: NFX1-type zinc finger-containing protein 1-like
Exons: 5
Coding region: 285-3374 (1029 amino acids)
Biological process (GO): regulatory ncRNA-mediated heterochromatin formation
Cellular component (GO): nuclear RNA-directed RNA polymerase complex
Molecular function (GO): helicase activity
Source: RefSeq, a predicted model, not a curated record
GGUGAAAAGAAAAACAAAAACAGAGAAACGUCAAAAAGUACAAUCAAACGCGUGGUUUUUCAUCUCCAAAAUUAAUUAAUUUUUCUCCUUAUUAAUCCCUGAGAUAAGUCACAAAUUGUGAGUGAAAAUCUUCAAUAAGUUGUGUAGUACCUUUUUAUUCAAUCGCUUCACAGAUUCUACAUAAAUAGUGUGUCUAUUUGAUUAAAGAAAAAUCAGUGAUUAUUGGCUCUGAAGGGGCUAGCAAUUUCUUUGUUUACGUUUGUGAAAUAUAUUUUUAAAGAAAAAUGAAUAAUUCUGAUGAUAGUGAUGAUUGGUUUAGCAAAGAUGUUGAGGAUUUCAAGGCCCCAGUGAAGAAGAAACAGGGAAAGGUAGUGAAAAAAGUGGAGAAGUUUGAGGAGAAUGAGCAGGAUGAUGCAACAGAGGAAUCAUCAAAAGCUACAAGUUCUCUUGGACCAUCGGGCUUUAUGGAAGAUUACGGUGGCAGUUACAACGUCAAAGUGCCUUCUAAAGACGUUAAGAAAAAUUCUAGUAAAAAUUCUGGGACUAAGUCUAAAGCGUCCGGGGAUUCCUCAAAAGGAUGUACCCAGAAAAUGUCAAAUAGUCAACUUCUGAAAAUGGUUAAAGAGGACCAAAUGAGUCCGUUGGACGUCUUCUUUGAUAUAAUGAUAAAUGUAGAGAGUUUCAAGGAAAAUGCUUUGGAAGAGGAUAAAUCCCACCAAACUAUAAUCUUCUUGAUUGUUAUCCUUGGGAAACUCCAUCAAGUUCCUCUGAAUUAUCACUUAGAGCACCUUAUGGGAGAGAUUCUGAAACCCGAUGAUGUGCUCAGCAAUGAUAUUCUGUCGUAUGUGAAGUACAUUGUUGAGCUCGAAGAGAAGAAGAAACCCAAUUUACUGCCAUUUUCUGACCAAGUUUGGAGGAAUUUGGAAAUUAUCUGCAAUUAUGGGAUGAGAUUUCAGGGAAAGAUCCUCUACUGGUUGUACUUUACGGAAAGUAUUUGCGAAAUUCUCGAAGGAAAGACAGAGGAAUCGCUUCAAGAGAAGUAUUUGGAAUUUUUGAAGAUUAAGGAUGAUUUGAAGAAGAAUUACUUCUUUCCUAAAUCUAUUUAUCCAAAUUUGAGAGAUUUAUAUGUAAAGGAUGAAUUGCCAGUGCCAAAUAUUAUCAAUGGAAAAUUUGAAAAUGCAAAUGAGUAUUUGGCCUUUCAUCUUUCGCAUUUACGGUCAUACUUUACGUCGAAACUCUACGAUGGUAUGCAGGAAUUCUGGAAGAUUCGACCAAAUAUAGAAUCUUCGGUCAUUUUGAAAAAUGUCAACGGUAUAAAUAUUUUUCCCCGGGUCAAAAUGUACAAGAGUUUCCCAAAAAUAAUGGCUUUCAAUGAUAAAUACUUCGUAAUAGACUUGGCGCCUUACAAUCGAGAUAGAUCUCGUAGGGUUCCAGAAGAUAUUAGGGAAGAAAUCACUUCUCGUGAUCUAGCACUAACAUCAGGAGCUCUAUUGUUCCUGUCGCCGUCUGCAGCUUUUGGAAGGCUUAUCGUUUGCGAAAUUCCGUAUUUGCCGACUGAAAUUCAACGGGAAGGCUUCCUAUUUGUAGAUAUUGUCAAAAUAGAAGUUAUCGAGGAGAGUAUCUUGGGUAGAGAUCUCUUCCUAGUGACAAUCCCUAUUUUCUUUGAGGCUAUUCAUCAGAACCUCAAAGCCCUAGAGAAGAUUUCAACAGCUACCCUUCCCAUGAAAGAAUAUUUUGUUGACUGUGAGAGCUCAGCAAUUCUUCCGGAUUAUGAGAAUCUAGAAGAGAAUGCACUGUCUCUCGAGAAGAUCAACCUCAGGGCAGAGGAGUACAGAACAGAAGAUCUCAAGACUCUCGGGAUGAAUGAAAGACAGUUUGAGGCUUUUCAAUUAGCCCUCACGAGAAAACUCAGUCUUAUUCAAGGUCCUCCCGGAACAGGAAAAUCAACAGUUGCCCUCAAUAUCGUCCAGCGUCUUCUUGCUAAUACUUCCUUAAGAAUUCUCAUUGUAACCUUCACAAAUUUCGCACUGGAUAAGCUUUUGCUGAAAUGUUCCAAGUUUACAGACAAAAUUGUGAGAAUUGGAAUUAAUUUGGUUGAUAAAGAAAUUAGAAAAUUCAUUCUGGACAGAAGUAUUGUUGAUCCUAGGCACAGUAAAAUCAACGGAAAGUCUUUCGGGCAUUAUUCCGAAGCGAUGACAAAGUUCGUUGAUACAAUGAAUGAUUGGGACAACAAAGAAGAUCCGGAAUGUGAUAUCGUGGUAAAUUUUGAGAAUCUCCGUCUGGCAACUCUGAAGCAAAAUCAAAUGUCCACUCUGAGAAUGUACUACGGUUGCAGAGAUGCAAGGAUCAUCGGGAUGACAACAACAGGAGCUGCUAAAUACCAUGAAAUGCUAGAUCUCCUGCGACCUUCCGUUGUAAUUAUUGAGGAAGCAGCUGAGGUCCCAGAGACGCACAUCAUCACUUCCUUGACAGAAUUCACGCAACAAUUGAUCCUAAUUGGGGAUCAUAAGCAGUUGGCAUAUUACAAUUUUGACAAGAAUUACCAAGGAAUUCCACUUUUUGAGAGACUUAUUGAGAAUGGAGUUAAUAACGUCCGUCUCAAUAUUCAAUACAGGAUGCAUCCCGAUAUUGCAGACUUGGUUCGAGGAACAAUUUAUGAUGAUCUCAGUGAUGGAGAAAAUGUUCAGAGCUACAGAGCUAUCAGAGGGAUUACCAGGAAUCUCUUCUGUGUCACUCACAAGAAUCUUGAAACACUGGCUAAGGAGAGAUAUGAACUUUUAAAGAGGGAAUGUCCGAUAGAUUUGGGAUCAAGGACAUCCAAGGAGAACUUCUAUGAGAUGCUCUUUGCAGUGGGAUUGGCAAACUAUCUACGACAGCAAGGAUAUUUGGCCAGUGAAAUUGUCAUCCUGACCACAUAUUCUGCCCAGCAAUUUGCCAUAAUUUCAAUUCUUGAAAAUUUUCCGCUGCUCAUGAAUGUAGAAGUGCACACAGUGGACAGUUUUCAGGGUCAGGAGAGUCGCAUUGUGAUUUUGUCGCUGGUGAGGAGCAAUGACAAAGCGGUUAUUGGCUUUCUGACCAGCGAACAUCGUCUCUGUGUUUUACUUUCAAGAGCUCAAGAAGGAUUCUAUAUUGUGGGAAAUAUGGAAAUGCUGGUGAAGAAGAGUCAAGCUUGGCGGGAGAUCAAGCAGAAAUUAAAAGCAAAAGGAGCAAUUGGGCAGAGUCUUCCGUUGAUAUGUGAACAUCAUAGACGUGAAAUGUCUGCUGGCGGUUUGGAGGACUUCCUCAAGUUCACCAGGGAUGGAUGUCCCACUGGAGAACAAUACCCACAGUCCCAUCCCAAAUCGGAAAAGCAUCCCUGUCUUGAAAUUGUUUAAAAAAAAAGCGGAAAAUUGAAUAAAAUUUAACCCAGCUGACCAAAGUUAA